Messenger RNA from Corticium candelabrum, 621 nucleotides. RefSeq lists its product as uncharacterized. NCBI's taxonomy places the organism in Eukaryota, Metazoa, Porifera, Homoscleromorpha, Homosclerophorida, Plakinidae. The transcript is spliced from 4 exons. Bases 12 to 545 code for a protein of 177 amino acids. The record is from RefSeq and is a predicted model, not a curated record.
CAGACAGCAAAAUGGCUGAUAAACCUUUCACUCCUGGAGCAAGCUGCUCAACAAAGCAACAAAGUAACAUUAUCUACGAGAAGAGAGGAAUGGCCGUGUGGCCGCACGAAAACAAAUACGAGUAUCAGUUGUUUGCUGUGAGUCCGCAAGGCGUUUUUCUACUCGUCAAAACUCCGGAUCGAGGGCCCGGCUCGAUUUGCGGCCCACUGUUCAACGAACGAGAGAACUGGCGAGAUUUUUUGAGCGCAGACAGUCGGCUGAGACGGCUGAUACUGCAAGUCUGCGGUCGUGAUGUUCGAAGGGAUCUCAUACAAGCCAGAAACGAUUAUGUGCUGGAUGUCGCUCUGAAUAAAUUCCAGACUGAGAAAGAGGAGAGCAAACCAUUUCGAUUUGCUCUUUCAUCUAGUUGUGAAGAAAAUGUCCAGCAAUCUGUUGUGUCUUUUCAGUACGAGAAUAUAUCUGAAGCGUCAGAUUUGUCUUCUAGAGAUAACGAGUCUGGCAUGUCUUCUAAGAAUGAGAAGAAACCCAACGAAUAUGUAUGUUAGGCAUAAUACUUUUAGACAUGUACAUGCACAGUUGUAAUGUAAAUUUAGAAGACUCAAGUCUGGAUAGAUAGCAGCU